AUGAGAAACAGCUACAGACAGCUUGCCCCACCCCUGCUCUUUAAGCCCCUCCCCCUGUCCUCAGUGCCCCACCCCUGCUCUCUAAGCCCCACCCCCAGCUGUCUAAGCCCUCCCCCUGUCCUCAGUGCCCCACCCCUGCUCUCUAAGCCCUCCCCCUGUCCUCAGUGCCCCUGCUCUUUAAGCCCCUCCCCCUCCCUCCCCCGGUCCUCAGUGCCCCACCCCUGCUCUCUAAGCCCCUCCCCUCAGUGCCCCACCCCCAGCUCUCUAAGCCCUCCCCCUGUCCUCAGUGCCCCACCCCUGCUCUCUAAGCCCCUCCCCCUGUCCUCAGUGCCCCACCCCUGCUCUCUAAGCCCCACCCCCAGCUCUCUAAGCCCUCCCCCUGUCCUCAGUGCCCAACCCCUGCUCUCUAAGCCCCUCCCCCUGUCCUCAGUGCCCCACCCCUGCUCUCUAAGCCCCUCCCCCUGUCCUCAGUGCCCCACCCCCAGCUCUCUAAGCUCCUCCCCCUGUGCUCUAAAGGGCAGCAGACAGAAGCACAGUCCGUUGUGUGUGGUCUCCCAUCACAUCGUGCCCCACAGUCUGCUGCUGAGCAUCCCCAGCUGGGAGGAGAAAGGGUGA
This is a messenger RNA of Knipowitschia caucasica, 615 nucleotides long. The record is from the annotation of a GenBank genome assembly. Lineage: Eukaryota; Metazoa; Chordata; Actinopteri; Gobiiformes; Gobiidae.